GUGAAGAAAGUGGGAAGUGCAGGGAGUACGGUGAUCCAGCUGACGCUCCCUGGAAGACAAUCGAGUGAAAUUCCCCAGAUGUCUCCUGAACAGAACAAGUGUUCAGACUCAAUUCCAGUCAUAAUCACUCUAGCUGUUCUCCUGGGGAUCGCAUCAGCUGGUCUGAUUGCCUCCAUUGUUCUCUGGAGACGAUCGAGAGCCAGUGGAGCUGCACCAGAGAUCAUCACAACAGAAUCCCGAGAAGAAAUGAGAGAAGUUGAAAGAAUGGACAGCGAUGUGAGUUCAAAUGGAGUUCCCAGACGAUCGGUGGCGUUCAAUGACACUGUGGAGGAAAUAAAAGUUGCCAAGCUGUGAUACCAUAAAUACGGGACUAAAUUGAAACGGAAAUCCGCUGGAGUCCGUUCAUUUACGUUCAACUUCCUGGGAUUUACCAUUAAAUCCGAAAGAAAAAUAGAAACAAUGAGAUUUAAAAGAAGAUUGACAAUUAAUGAUGCAAUUUUCCUCGAGAUCAUCCCACCUGGCGAUCGUUUUUGGGGCACAAUUCGUGAUCUAGAGAAGAUAGCAGAAUUUUCCUGGGGAACUUUUUGUGGAGCUAAACCAGAUCUACAAAAAAAGUCCUCACGAGAUUCCCCCAUCUCCCCUAGUUUCAGAAAUAUUUAGACAGCAAUUUAUCUAGGGCAGAAAUGAGUUUUUCUGGUAUUGCAACGGAAAUUGCCUUUGAUUUUCAUGAGAAUCUCGGAAUCUAAAGAAGAUAGAGAAAUUUUUAUAGAAAACUUUUUAUAGAUCUCGAAGUUCUCUAGAAAAAAGGUCAUUAAGGAAUUUCGCUAAUUUUGCUAGAUUUAGAGAUAUACUUGAGUCAGUUAUUGAAAAAAUUGUUUGAUGUGUGUCUUUAAUAAAUUUCGA
Fopius arisanus is the source of this 903-nucleotide messenger RNA. RefSeq lists its product as uncharacterized. NCBI's taxonomy places the organism in Eukaryota, Metazoa, Arthropoda, Insecta, Hymenoptera, Braconidae. Gene Ontology annotation, molecular function: calcium ion binding. Gene Ontology annotation, cellular component: membrane. Gene Ontology annotation, biological process: homophilic cell-cell adhesion. The record is from RefSeq and is a predicted model, not a curated record.